This is a messenger RNA of Aspergillus costaricaensis CBS 115574, 3473 nucleotides long. RefSeq lists its product as uncharacterized. NCBI's taxonomy places the organism in Eukaryota, Fungi, Ascomycota, Eurotiomycetes, Eurotiales, Aspergillaceae. The transcript has 3 exons. The record is from RefSeq and is a predicted model, not a curated record. Gene Ontology annotation, cellular component: catalytic step 2 spliceosome. Gene Ontology annotation, biological process: RNA processing; regulatory ncRNA-mediated post-transcriptional gene silencing; negative regulation of RNA catabolic process. Gene Ontology annotation, molecular function: protein binding. Bases 1 to 3462 code for a protein of 1153 amino acids.
AUGGAUUCGUCUGGCUCCCAGGAAAAGAAAUCCAUCCCCCGCUUCGCCAGCUUCAAGCCGCGGCCAGCACCUCCGUCCGAAGCUGAUCGGCCGCCCGGGCGCCCCAGUCGCGACACCUCCGACCGCGAUGUGAAGUCUAGCCACCACUCGAGGCAUCGGUCGAGACAUAGCAGCCAUCAUGACCGUUCUAGGUCCCGAGAACGUCGUAGGAGCCAUAGGGAGCAUCGGUCCUCUCGAAAAGAAGCAAGUCAUCGCCGCCGAGAGCCCACCCCCGAAUAUCCAAGAGCAUCCACAUCGACCCGCACCGUGAAGCAACCGCCCGAGGAAGCCUCGGAUUUGUAUGUUAUAGAUAGCAAGGGCGAUCGCUACAACCUCAUAUAUGGAACGUUACAUCGAUAUAGCGUUCCACAAUAUUAUCGCGUCGGUCGGGGCAACGUCUUGGGAUUGCCUUCCAGCUAUAAGAUCGACCGGGAAAGCGCUGUUGAGGACGUGUUAAUCGUCACGAACGAGAAGAAAGAGGGAAAGUCAAAGAAGAAGGCGAAGAAUCUGCUCGCAGGUCUAGACAAGGGUAGAUCCCGACUACUUCGAAUACGGCCAGAAUCGCUGGUGGAUGCAGCCGCAGAAACGUCACGAGACUACAUUUCCCUGAGUGUGUCUAAGAAUGGGAAGCAUCUGGAUCUGUUAGAAGUCGACUCGGAUGAUGACAAACACGCGUAUCGGUCGAUUCACGGCAAAGCUAAGCCAGAGGAUUACUUGCCCAGUGAUGUUGAAGCCGUGUCCGAUACGGAUUCGGAUAAAGAGGGCGGCCGGAGUGACCCCGACCAUGAGAUCAAGCAGCGGAAUGCGGAGCUACUGCAGAUUGUCGAGAAACACCCUGAUGAUGUCUCCGCGUGGCUAACGCUUAUCGACCAUCAGGAGUCGCUCCUUCGAGGACCGGAGAGGGAAUUUGGCUCUUUGACAUACGCAGAAAAGAUGGGCUUAGCCGACAUCAAGCUAUCACUGUACGAGAAAGCACUGAAAAAGGUCGGACCGAGCCCUGCAAAGGAUCGCCUCCUGCUCGGCCUUCUCGAAGAAGGGGCAAAACUCUGGGACACUAAGAAGCUAUCGGCUCAGUGGCAGACGAUACUGAAAUCAAAUUCCGAGUACAUCAACCUCUGGAUCCGAUAUCUCGACUUUCGUCAAACUGAAUUUCUGGACUUCACGUAUGAACGGUGCCUUGCAACCUUUCUGGAGUGUCUGAGACUCAAUAAGUCUUCUUUCGACAAACCCGAGAAGACCCAGAUCCACUUUUAUCUGUUCCUUAGGUUGACAUUGUUCAUCCGGGAAGCUGGGUUUACAGAGCAUGCCGCGGCUCUCUGGCAAGGUCUUUUGGAGCUGACUUUCUACCGACCCGGCUCGCUUGAUGGAAGCAAAGGCCCAGAAGAGGUAAUACCAGCUUUUCUGGAGUACUGGGAGUCGGAGGUCUCCCGCAUCGGAGAAGUGGGCGCCAAAGGGUGGAAGAACGAGGGAAAUGUGCUGCGAAAUGCGAAUUCCAGCGAAAAGCUUCAAUUUCAACUGAACCCAAAAGCCGUGUUUGCCUCCUGGGCACCGUCCGAACGGGAACGAAUCGUCAAUGCUCGGUUGCCAGCCCGCAGUAUUGAUGAUUCGGAGGAAGAUGACCCCUACAGAGUCAUCAUUGCACCUGAUCUCGAAGAGAUUCUGUCGCUGGCAUGGCAGUCAACGCCUGUAGGAGUGCUGAUUGAUAGCUUCUUCUAUUAUUCUCAUCUUCCACCCAUUUCGUCGGUUGACAAUUGGGGUACGACAAGUCGCUGGAACGGGGAUGGCUUCGUGCAGAACGAAUUUGCAAGCAAUUUUCAUGCAACGCUUGCGGAUUGGCUUCCUGGUGUGGCCGCUGACAUAGAGCCCACGGUCGCAUCUCCUAUGCUUUUCCCUCAUCAAAACUAUAUAAUUACGCUGGAUACUUUGUUUGCUGAUCCUGCUAAAUGGUUUUCUGCCCUUAAAACCUGGAGCGACGCCACUUCUAAUUCACAAUCCGAUGUCGACCCUGUGUGGGUUCGCCGAGCCGUCCGCUCGUUGAUAGAAGCGCAGCCUGAAGAUGAUGAUCUAGCCGAAUACGGUCUUGCUCUUGAACUUGCGUGUAAAAGCAAGGAUGCGAGAAAAUUCGCGAAAUCGCUGCUCAAGAAGCGAUCGUCUAGCCUGCGACUUUACAAUGCUUAUGCUCUGAUAGAGCGGCGCUUCGGCAAUCAAGCAGCUGCCGAUCAUGUAUGGGCGACUUCCCUCUCUAUGAGCAAGUCCUUCCCUGAUCGCGACAGGGUUGAUAGUAUUAUUGUGUGGCGCACCUGGAUUUGGGAGCUUCUCGACGCUGGAAAUGCGGCUCAAGCAUCUCAUCUCCUCCUUUCGAUGCCCCAGAAUAGCAUUGAUCUGAAGAUCCUUUCCGAUGCUUCCAGUCACCCGUCCUUCAGCCCGACAAGUUUGCUGAAGAUACAUAGUUACCUUUCAGAAGCACAGGAAAUUGGUCUUGCGAACGAGAAGCCUAUCGUCUUCAUGUCAUGCAUAGACUGCCUAGCUAUCCUAUCGUACCUCUCCAAUUCCCUCGAUCUAAGCAGGUCCCUGGAAUACUAUCACAAUGCAUUCGCCAGGCUAGCUGCCCUACCCGACCGGUCCAAGUCAUUCGCAAACUUCACGACCGAACUCCUCCAUCAAUCCCGGGCCCGACUUCUGUAUCACCACAUCCGCACAAGUGGCAUCUACAAACCCUCACAUAUCCGUUCCCUCUUAUCCGAAAGCAUAUCAGUGUCUCGCCACAACACCAUAUUCCUAUCCCUCUUUGCCUGGAACGAAUCCCGGUUCCGCAUUGAAGAGCGCGUUCGCGACACAAUACGGGACAUCACCAGCGUCGAUACCAACACAGACAAUCUCACAGCCGCUCCAGUCCCCAUAACAACACAUCUCUUUUCCAUAUACACCGAAAUCAAUCGUCCUACUUAUGCCGGAUCAACCAUGCACUCUGUCCGUGCGGCAUUCGAGAAAGCCAUUGGCGACACCAUCCACAAAGGGUCUAGCACCUCCACCGGCCACUCCAGUAUCACCAUCUGGAAGCUCUACAUCCUCUUCGAACUGUCUCGUAACGACAUUCAACGAGCAAAGAAUGUCUUUUACCGCGGGAUGCGCGCCUGCCCUUGGUCGAAGGAGCUUAUCAUGCUUGCGUUUACUCAUCUCCGGGCAGAUGUUAUCCGGGAGCAAUAUCCGCAGGAGAGUAGAAAGGGCGACGGUAUGGGAUUCGAUGAACUCAGGCAUAUUUAUAACGUGCUUGUUGAGAAGGGAUUGCGCAUUCAUCUGGAUAUUGAGAAUGAGCUGGAUGAGAUUGCGGUGGAGAUGGAGCGGAAGAGGAUUUCUUCGGGUUCAGGGUUGCCGAUUACUAUGCCUGAGGAUAAGGAUAGUGAGGAUGAGACGCAGAGUUAGUAUAACUGUAG